This is a messenger RNA of Plasmodium gonderi, 570 nucleotides long. Its product is annotated as prefoldin subunit 3. Gene Ontology annotation, molecular function: tubulin binding. NCBI's taxonomy places the organism in Eukaryota, Apicomplexa, Aconoidasida, Haemosporida, Plasmodiidae. The transcript has 6 exons. The record is from RefSeq and is a predicted model, not a curated record. Gene Ontology annotation, cellular component: cytoplasm; prefoldin complex. Bases 1 to 570 code for a protein of 189 amino acids. Gene Ontology annotation, biological process: protein folding; microtubule-based process; tubulin complex assembly.
AUGUCAUUUGACGAUUUGACGGACAACACAAGGUCUGUUAGGAACAUCCCGGGGGCAAAAUUUAUAGAACAUGUAACAGAAUUUUUACAAAAUAAAAAUGAGGAAACAGUUCUCCGAUUGGCAAAGGAGCUUUUAUUGAAAUAUAAAUUCAUGGAACAUACUUUUGUAACUAGACAGAUGAACACCGAGAAGAAAAUCCCCGAAUUAAAAGAUGCUCUAAAAGUAGUAAACGCUCUUUAUAAAAGAAAGGAGAUGAAUGAAAAUAAGAACUUGGAAUUGUACUUCCCGUUGGAAGAGUCCCUAUACGCCAAGGGAGUUGUCGAAAAAACCGAUUAUAUUUUACUUUGGCUAGGGGCUAAUGUAAUGGUUGAAUUUCCCUUUAAAGAAGCCGUAGAUUUAUUGAACCACCACUUGGACAGGGCGAUAAAUCUGUACGAAGAAAUGGACAAAGAACUCCAGUGGCUACAUGAACAAAUAUCAACCACAGAAAUUAACAUUUCAAGAAUUCACAAUUAUGUAGAGAUGAAAAAAAAAAAUAAAGGAAAAGAUGCUAUAGAAACACAGGGCUAA